AUGGACUGCAUGUUCGGACGAAAGCACUACGGCCGGCCUUUGCACGAAGUUGUCGCAGAAGAUCCUGGAUAUUGUCGAUGGAUGCUGGGAAAGGCUGAGGAGGAUGGUGCCCCACCCGGAUUGCUGGAGAACGCCGACUGGCUAACGCAGCAUGCGCCGCUGUUGAAGGUUCCUCGCGAGCUUGUGGAAGGCGGAAAGCAUCGCGGACGGCGAUUGUCUGAGCUGGUGCAUGAAGACCCACUGUACUGCCAAUGGAUUCUCCGUCAGGGUAAGGUGAAGGACGCCAUGCCAUCGGUACGAGAGAAAGCUUGCUGGCUGGAGCAGAACGCACCAUACCUGAACGACGACCAACCUCUUCCGGGUGUCCUUUCAGGUGGAAAGCAUCACGGACGGGCCCUGUCUGACGUGGUCGCCCAAGAUCCGGCCUACUGCCAAUGGAUCCUUCGAGAGGCCGAGGAUCAAGCCCUCCGAUUGCAAGGUGCCAAGUAUCACGGGCGCCUUGUAUCUGAACUUGUCAGCGAAGAUCCAGGAUAUUGCCAAUGGCUUCUCCGAGUAGCUGAGGACCAAGAUGCAGCUCAGUGGAUGAAAGAGCCUGCUGCCUGGCUUGUUGCGAAUGCUCCGCACCUCAAGGAGACGACUGUCGUGACAGUCAGAUGCAGACAUCGCGGAAUCCCUCUGCCCCAGGUGGUUGCUGAAGACCCACACUGGUGCAUUUUCGCUUUGCAACCUCUGCAGGAGCAAAGUAGAGGAUUCGACGAAGCUUCAGCGUGGCUUCGAGAAAAUGCUCCGGAACUUCUGCAGGUGAAAGAGGAUGAUGAGAAGGCCUUGGCCGAGCUAGGGCGGACCUUUCUCCGUCGUUAUGGCAGCCACUUCGUUCUUCGCUCUGGCAAGCAUCGAAUGCGGACUUUCCAGACCGUCAUCAAGGAGGCCCCAAAGUAUGUUGAUUGGAUCAAGCGACGCCUCCGAAAUUCUUCAACGAAUGAAGGCGCCCCAAAGUUUUCUUUGUCGGGUGGCGGGCUUUGA
Molecule: messenger RNA, 1023 nt
Organism: Symbiodinium necroappetens
Lineage: Eukaryota; Dinophyceae; Suessiales; Symbiodiniaceae
Source: the annotation of a GenBank genome assembly